CAUCACUUGAUGCUCUUUGAAUAUGUCUCAUGAAAACUCUAUCUCCAGUGAUGGCGCUCGUGCACAAGAGGAGCUUGUGGAGUUCUGGAGCCGACGAUAUAGCGAAGUGAAACAUGAACUGGAUUACUUCAAGAACAUGUUUGGUGUGGGCUCAGAACCUACUGUCCUGCCUGAACCACCAAAAUCCGCAAAGUCUGAAGGAUUUGAUGAGCUCUUCAACUUUGUGCGGGAGGAGGCAGCGCGUCGGCAGGCAGCAGACGUUGAGCUGCGCUCGCUCCUGGCCAGUGGUAGCGCAUCCUACGCGGACCACUUAAACCUAUUAGCAGAGGAGAAAGAUGAUCUUGCAACCCGCCUGCAAAAAUCCCAGGAUGAGCAGUCUGCUUUGUCGAAGCAGCUUCGAACUAUACAAACUCACGUAGCUGCGUUGGCCACCGAGACUCGUCAAUGGAGGCGAAAGCGAAUCGCGCAACUUUUCCCCGAACCCCAACCGCCUUCCUUCUUGGACGCCACUUUUGAGACAACAUACUUGAAUUUCGGAGACCCAGAUUCAUUUAUGCGGCUGGUUCCUAAUGAUCCUGUGCUGCGUAGCCGGCGCAUCGUUUUCUAUCCGCGUCCGCCUAACGCUUUACCCAUGGACGUUUCCUCGAUCGCCAGAUCAGGAUAUUGGUUUUUCCCUGUCGUCGUCUCGGAACACGAGGUAUUCGAGCUCAUUGUUGAGAGUGAACAAAAUCAGUGGACCUACCUUGGUACAUACCGCACGGCAUCGCUGCCGGGCUAUGAGAUGAAGUUGUCCGAGUGGCUAUGUCUUGAUGAGGAGACAAGGGCGGGACACUGCUCUCGGGCUCGAGAGCAUGCCAGAGCUCAACUGCCUGUUGCAUGCCGGGGCGAGAGCCUAGACGUGCGCAGGUUCUAUGACACCGGUGAAUGGACUGUGCUGUGCUACAGCCUGCACUGUGUGGGAUUCAACAAGAGCUUUUACUUGGGGAUCCAGUCGGUUGCUCGGUCGCAGGUGGCGGUUGCGAGUCAUGCCACAGCCCAGCAGCCGCCUAGCACACGCGUGUAGGCGGAAAGCCGAAGAGCGCCGUGAAGCAAGAUUCCAUUGAAUUCAGUCUCUUUUUCAGAAGUGUCUAUGAUGGGUCAUGCCUUCCAUUGUCACGUUGAUUUUCCACCUCCCGUAGUUUCCGGUGACUAGUUUUGUGUCGUCGUUUCCCCGCUGCCAGUGCUAUCAUGAAGCCUAUUUGAUUAGUUUUCUAUUCACCUCACCAAAGUCUGUACUGAGCUACUUGAGAGCUAUUAGAUCACGUCCGGCCUCUAACCUGUUUGUGAUAAGUGCUCGGUAUAUGUAGCCAG
Laetiporus sulphureus 93-53 is the source of this 1350-nucleotide messenger RNA. RefSeq lists its product as uncharacterized. NCBI's taxonomy places the organism in Eukaryota, Fungi, Basidiomycota, Agaricomycetes, Polyporales, Laetiporaceae. Bases 23 to 1063 code for a protein of 346 amino acids. The transcript has 7 exons. The record is from RefSeq and is a predicted model, not a curated record.